AUGUCUGCGUUGAAAUCUUCGGGCCGGUUUUUUACAAUCGGGCUGGUGGCGGCGUGGUAUUCAUCCAACAUUGGGGUUUUGCUGCUGAACAAGUAUCUGUUGAGCAAUUACGGGUUCAAGUACCCGAUUUUCUUGACCAUGUGCCACAUGACGGCGUGUUCGCUGCUGAGCUACGUUGCUAUUGCGUGGAUGAAGAUGGUGCCGAUGCAGACCAUAAGGUCUAGGGUUCAGUUCAUGAAGAUCUCUGCCCUCAGCUUGAUUUUCUGCGCCUCGGUUGUUAGCGGCAAUAUUUCGCUCAAGUACUUGCCGGUUAGCUUCAAUCAGGCAAUUGGCGCCACCACGCCUUUCUUCACGGCUGUUUUCGCCUACGUGAUGACAAUGAAAAGGGAAGCUUGGUUGACUUACCUGACUUUGGUGCCGGUAGUUACCGGAGUCAUCAUUGCCAGUGGGGGCGAACCGAGUUUUCAUUUGGUUGGAUUUAUCAUAUGUGUUGCUGCAACAGCGGCAAGGGCACUCAAAUCAGUGGUUCAGGGGAUUUUACUUUCUUCUGAAGGGGAAAAACUGAAUUCAAUGAACCUGCUCCUGUAUAUGGCUCCUAUAGCUGUUGUACUACUACUUCCCGUGACCAUUUACAUGGAGGAUAACGUUGUUGGUAUCACACUGGCGUUGGCAAGAGAAGAUAGCAGAAUUAUUUGGUUACUCUUGUUCAAUUCUGCACUCGCGUAUUUUGUGAACUUGACAAAUUUUUUGGUCACGAAGCACACCAGUGCUCUAACUCUUCAGGUGCUUGGAAAUGCAAAAGGAGCAGUAGCAGUGGUAAUCUCCAUAAUGAUUUUCAGGAAUCCCGUAUCGGCUACUGGAAUGCUCGGUUAUGGCCUGACAGUCUUUGGUGUUAUCCUCUAUAGUGAAGCCAAAAAGCAUAGAAAAUGA
Molecule: messenger RNA, 930 nt
Organism: Striga hermonthica
Lineage: Eukaryota; Viridiplantae; Streptophyta; Magnoliopsida; Lamiales; Orobanchaceae
Source: the annotation of a GenBank genome assembly